Brassica napus (rape) is the source of this 2519-nucleotide messenger RNA. RefSeq names its product ferric reduction oxidase 8, mitochondrial. NCBI's taxonomy places the organism in Eukaryota, Viridiplantae, Streptophyta, Magnoliopsida, Brassicales, Brassicaceae. The transcript has 8 exons. The record is from RefSeq and is a predicted model, not a curated record. Gene Ontology annotation, cellular component: plasma membrane. Bases 157 to 2334 code for a protein of 725 amino acids. Gene Ontology annotation, molecular function: oxidoreductase activity.
UAGAAUAUGCAUUUAUGUGAAAUCAAGUUGUGAUAUAGUGGUGGUGCCUUAUUAUUGGGUCUUCUUUCUUUGGAUACCAUAUAAAGAGAAAUUGGAAGAUGCUGCAAAACCAAACCACCCUCAUACAUUGGAACUAACUAAAGAGUAAAUAGAAACAUGGGAAAAAUGUUGACACUACUUGUGCUCCGACUACUCAUGAAUCUCUUACUUAUCAGUUGGAUUUCUCUCUGGAUCAUAAAACCAACUACUGUGUGGAUACAAUCUUGGCGUCAAGCUGAAGAUACCUUCCAACAUACUUUCUUCGGCUAUUACGGCGUCAGCUUUGCUGUGUUCACAUUCCCUCCUAUUGCUCUUUCUAUAAUUGGACUCAUUUACUUGAGUUUACUGCCGCAACAUCAUCGUCUAACAAGAGGAGGGAGGAGUGCAGCUAUUACUGUCUCAAGGCCAGCCAUUAUCAGUAGCUUCAUUGGGAUUGUGUCUUGUUUCGAGAUCGUUGCUGUUAUUUUGUUCCUAGUUUUUCUAGCUUGGACCUUUUAUGUUCGCGUUAAUAAUGAUCUCAAGAAGCUGAUGCCUGUCAAAACCAUGAAUUUUGACUUAUGGCAGCUUAAGUACUUUAGAGUUGCCACAAGGUUUGGUCUAUUAGCCGAAGCAUGUCUCUCUCUGCUUCUCUUUCCUGUCUUGAGGGGACUCUCGAUGUUCCGGUUACUCAACAUUCAGUUUGCAGCUUCUGUAAAAUAUCAUGUCUGGCUGGGCACCGGUUUAGUCUUCUUUUCUUUGGUUCAUGGUGGAAGCACUCUGUUCAUAUGGGGUAUUAGUCAUAACAUCGAAGAAGAGAUUUGGAAAUGGCAGAGAACGGGUCGAGUAUAUGUGGCUGGAGUGAUCAGUCUUGUAAUAGGAUUACUGAUGUGGAUCACAUCACUUCCUCAAAUUCGUAGGAAAUGUUUUGAAACAUUUUAUUACACACACCAUUUGUAUAUUGUUUUUCUUGUAUCCUUCUUGUUUCAUGCUGGUGAUCGUCACUUCUACUGGAUUCUCCCUGGAGUGUUUCUCUUUGGACUUGACAAGACACUUCGGAUUGUUCAAUCACGAUCCGAAAGCCGCAUUCUUUCUGCUCGUCUCUACUCAUGCAAAGCCGUUGAGCUUGUUUUGCCAAAGGACCCAAGGCUUAACUAUGCUCCCUCGAGUUUUAUAUUCAUGAACAUUCCGUCGAUCUCACAGUUUCAAUGGCAUCCUUUUAGUAUUACAUCGAGCUCUAGUGUAGACAAACACACAAUGUCUGUUAUGAUGAAAUGUGAAGGCAAAUGGACAGAUUCUGUUUACAAGAAAUUAGAAGAAGCUGCAGAUUCGGAUACUAACAACAUUACCAUAAGAGUAGAAGGUCCUUAUGGACCUGUCUCGGUAGAUUUCCUCAGGUAUGAUACUCUUUUCCUUGUGGCGGGGGGAAUAGGGAUUACGCCAUUUCUAAACAUUUUGCAGGAACUGGCUUGCGAAAACCGCCUCAAAACUCCAAAAAGCGUGCAGCUCGUGUUUUCGGUCAGGACAUUCCAAGACAUUAACAUGUUGGUUCCAGUAUCCCCUAUACUCUUUCGCCCGAUCCACAACUUAAAUCUUAGGAUUAAAGUUUUCGUCACUCAAGAAAAAAAGCAUUCCAAUGGACCAACAACACUAAAAGAGUACUUGGCACAGCCACAAGUUCAGACAAUUCACAUUGGAACGGACGAGGACUUUUCAAGAUUCCAAAUUCUUGGACAUGAAAGUUUCAGACGCCUUGCUACUUUAGUUCUUGUAGCUUUGCUGACGUUUCUCGGAUUACUCAUCGGUUUAAGCCAUUUCUUUAUACCGAAUGAGCACAAGAAGCAUUCAAACUCUAUGAAAUUAGCUGCUUCAGGAGCAAUGACGACAGCUAAAGAAAAGGUUCCUUCAUGGGUUCCCGAUUUGGUUAUCAUUGUCGCUUAUGUUAUAGCUAUGACAAUCGGCGGUCUAGCUGCAAUUAUUCUACAAUGGAGACGACAACACAGAGAAACACUAAGAAUGACUAAAGAAGAAGUAAACCCACAGGGAAGAAACUUUACUGAGUCAACACCAAUUGUUCCUAUGGAGGAACAUGGGAUACAUAUCGGAGAAAGACCAAAAUUCAAAGAGAUAUUGUCGGAGUUUGAGACGAGUUUGAGAGGAUUGUCAAGUAUAGGAGUGUUGGUAUGUGGACCGGAGUCAAUGAAAGAGGCUGUGGCGUCGAUAUGUCGCCAAAGGUUUCAGUGUUUUGGAGUAGAUGAUUCAAGAACAAUUCUCAACAAGGUGAAUCUCAAUUUUCAUUCUCUUAAUUUCAGUCUCUAAUUUGAAAUAAUAUCUAAAGUUUGUAUCGUUAGUUUCUGGUUCUCAGUGCUUACAGUUUUAUUAUUUUGUGGUUUGUAUCUUUACUUUUGUGUCUGAAGUUUGAUCUUCAAGUUAUUUUGUUGUUUUUUUUUUAAUUUCAUAUCCAACUUUGUUAAGUAUAAAGUACUACUAGAGAUUGAUCUGCA